GAAGCCGCCAAAUAAACAUUUGCCAACAUUUGUUGUGGAUGUGCAGCUCCCAGAAAAAAAGACCGCAAAAUUUCAGCUAAAAGCAAAUGAAACCACUUACCGAUGGCGAAAAAACCGAACCACAAGCUUAAGCUGUUUCGCAUAACAAACCUGUACGAUGUGACGGCCCACCAGCUGUCCCUGUACGUGCAGGGCUUACAUCGCCACAUCCGACGGCAAAGUACCCGCAUACAGAGGCUCAAAAAGAAGAUUCACGCACUGCGAGUGCAACGCAAGUUCCUACGACAAAAUGGUACAAAGGAGAAGGAGCAACCGGCAGAGGAAGGCGAAUGUCCUGCCCAGGAAGAGGAUGUUCCCGAGGAACCGCUCGAUAUAAAAGCAUUUGUGGACGACAUCAAGAAGACGGCUCAGGAUGUGGACAUUCAGAAUAGAUACAUCUACGAGCCCACGUCCGGCAUGUAUUACGAUCCGGCGACGGGUUAUUACUACAAUUCGAUUUACGGCUUACAUUACGAUGGCCACCGCGGCUGCUACCUGAAGUAUAACGAAGAAACGAAGGAGUACGAUUUCUACUCGCAAGUCAUUCCCGAAACAAUGGUAGAGGCCGAACCGAAUGCCAAACAAAAGAAAUCGAAACGCUCCGAUGCGGCGCGUGAAAAGAAAGCUCGACCGGGCGAUAGCGAUGACAGCGAGCGUAGUAGUAGUAGGCGACGGAGCCGAAAGCGUAAUCGAAAGCAGAAAAAAUCACGGUCCCAUCGGAAGCACCGUCGCCGUCGUUCGCACUCCACCUCGGAGUCGGACUCGAGCGACAGUAGCGAGGCGGUGCGCUCGAAGCGUUCGAAAAAGAAACGGAAAUCGAAACGGCGCCAUCGCUCGUCGUCCUCGGAUGGGAAGACGGUGGUCAAGGAGGAGGGCGAACUGGAGAGUAGCGAAAGCGGCGAUUCCAACUCGGUCGGUUCGGUGAUAGAGGUGAAAUCGAGCGCGGAAGAUAGUGCCGACUCGCAGACCGAACAGUUUCAAACGGGCUACAAAGAUGUAGCGAAACGGUACCCGCCGUCCCUGCGCAUGAUAGUGCAGGAGACGAACGUAAAAGAGCUUAAAAUCGGUUCGCUCUUCAUCGUGACUUGCAAGGGUGGAACGUUGGGCCGGGAGGGCAACCAUGACGUGAUCAUACCGGACAUAAACGUUUCCAAAAAGCAUCUACAGUUCAUGUACAACGACCGCAAGGCCACGUACCAGUUUGUGGAUCUUGGUUCGCGCAACGGCACCCUGUACAACGGUGUGCGGGUAAAGCGGGACGAGCAGCAGGCGCAGAGCGAACCGCAAAACCUCUCGCACGGUAGUAUUCUGCAGCUCAAUCAAACAAAGCUGCUCUGUCACGUGCACGAAGGCAACUCGACGUGCGGCAAGUGCGAGCCGGGACUGCUGGUAAGCGUGGAGCCGGUCGUUGUGCCGGAAACGGUUUCAAAGAUCACCAAACCCGUCUCGCACAAGGAAGGCUUAAAGUUGAUACAGAAGCGUUUCGGGCUGGAGAAUGAGAAGUACGUCGGUUCCGGUGAACCGGGUGGUAACAGUGUCGAUUACAAGGACCGGGCCGCCGUCCGGCGCAAGGUGAAGGGAAGCUCGAACGAGCACGAAAAAACGCAGGUCGCCUCGCUCGAUCAAUCGAUCAGCAGCAGCAACAAGGGCUUCCAGAUGCUGUCCAAGCUCGGCUGGAAUGAGGGCAAACCGCUCGGCAAGAACGAUACCGGUCUGACCGAACCGAUCGCACUGACCACGAACGUGGGUACGUCCGGGCUGGGCAGCCACGGUCAGAUGGCGAUCGGUGGUGGUCCGCACAACGCGAAACCGAUCGAUCCCCGGCGGCAUAGCAUUUGGCGCAAAACUCAGGAACGCUUCGAACGGUCCACCGUGUUCGAGGCGGCAAGCAGCGAAGAUACCGAGUGAGCACGGUUGAUGUGAGAAUAAAUCGGUGUUAAUGGAUGUAAAA
Anopheles coluzzii is the source of this 1990-nucleotide messenger RNA. Its product is annotated as angiogenic factor with G patch and FHA domains 1. The transcript is spliced from 6 exons. NCBI's taxonomy places the organism in Eukaryota, Metazoa, Arthropoda, Insecta, Diptera, Culicidae. Bases 103 to 1947 code for a protein of 614 amino acids. Gene Ontology annotation, molecular function: protein binding; nucleic acid binding. The record is from RefSeq and is a predicted model, not a curated record.